Messenger RNA from Panonychus citri (citrus red mite), 1969 nucleotides. RefSeq lists its product as uncharacterized. The transcript is spliced from 5 exons. The record is from RefSeq and is a predicted model, not a curated record. NCBI's taxonomy places the organism in Eukaryota, Metazoa, Arthropoda, Arachnida, Trombidiformes, Tetranychidae. Bases 394 to 1353 code for a protein of 319 amino acids.
UUUGUGAUUUAUGACAAUGCUAUUGAAUGAUUUACCUGAAGAUUUUUUAUCGCAUAUAUUUGAUUAUAUUGAUUGUGUUGAACAACUUUUAGAUUUGACGACAGGCAAGAGACUAUUUCUAAUUGUUGAAAAAUUCAAUUAAAACUCAUUCUUUUUACAUUUUGAUGGACAGUCUGCAGUUUAUGGAACAAUUUGGUUAGAAGAAGACUGGAAAAAGUUCAAUAUUUACAUUUGGAAGAAUCUGAUGCGACUCAUUAUAUUGACUCUAGGAAAUAUUCAUCUUACAAUCAUAUCUACACCAAUGACAUUGCACUACUUGGAAGAGUAAAUGUUUCUAAACUUUUACCAAAUCUUAAGUUUUUUACAACAAAGCAUUACAAUGGCUGGCAGUGUAUGUGCUGGGCUGUGAUCAAUGUUUUAUCAACUUCGAACACGUUGAUUGGAUUGAAGGGUCAAACGCCAUGUUACGGGAGUGAAGCUCAAGUUUGCGUUCGUGGUGUUUACAUUGAUGAAAUAGUGCAACAUUGUGGUAAUUUAAAGUAUCUUUCGUCGACAUCGGAAUCUUUUAUUCGGAGUUUUUUCUUCUCAUUUGGAGACAAUUUGAAACACUUUGAAGCUCGAGUAGAUCUCUCUAAAUUUUCUAUGUACCCUGGGCACAGGCCUACCGAUUCUUUUACAAGAAUAUUGGCGAAAAUGCCAAAUCUUGAAACUUUGUCUUUGUCAAAUGAACCUAAAAUCGAACCUCCUAAAUGGCCUACACCGAAAAUGAAACAGCUCAAAAUUGUGAAUCUUUACAUGGGAUCUUCAAAUCUUAAAGUUUUAUCUCUUUUCCCCGAAUUACCAAGUCUCUACUUGCGAAUUGAUAUGUUAAAAGAAGUCCAAACUUUGCCUACUUCCGAUAUCCAUCCGAGUGUCCAAGAUUUAGUAAUACGAAUCGACAAUUUCUUGAAUGAUUAUCAGUACGAUCGCGAUUUCAAAUACCCACAUUUGUUUAAAAGUAUUUUGGCCAAGUUUCCUAAUGUUAAGAAUCUUAUGAUCGAUGUUGCCUACGAAUGCAUAAGUAAUCAGUUGAUGAUCGAGAUAAUUGAAAUAUUACCCAAGCUGAAUCUAUUUGUUCAAAAUGUAUAUCAACCUUUAGACGAUAGAGAAGAUCCGGAUUACUUUAAUUCAGUCGAUAGACAUUUCAAGACAACUGGUUGCAGAAUUGCUAUCUACUUAUUUAAGAACCGAGGAUUUGGACGAAUCAUUCGGUACUCAUUGAAUGAAGAUGUUGCCAAUCCUUUCAAAACCGAGAACCUAUUCAUCCAUAAGUAUUUCCGCAGUGAAAGACAUUCUUAUCCAUCAAUUUUCUAAUCUGGAAGAAAGAUAAUCAAUGAAUAAACAAAAAGCGAAUAAUUCAUUCCUCCUUUACUCUGUCAACCUUUAAUCCUGAACGCGGAGGUUUCAUUAGAACUAAAAUAUCGCUCGUACCAAGUGCAAAUAGACCUUGAAAAGCGGGUACAAAAUAAACUCCACCAUUAAUAAAUCAAUCAAAAAGUUAAAUUUGAUUUUGUUUGUUCAACUUGAUCAGAAUUAACGUUCGACAUCAGGAUGUAUCAGCCAUAUGCUUUGUCUCAAUUUUGUCAUUUAAUCAUCACAGGAAGUUGAAGGUAAACAUAAUCUUGAUUAACAAUUUAAAUUACUCACUCGCAAAGAUAAUGAUCCCACUCAAGUGUCUCACAGCAAUUGCGGUCAAAUUAGCAUUCGGAGUCAAAUUUCAAAUUUAAUCAUUGAAUUUAAUUUAAUAAAUUCCUUUACAAUUAACAUGAUCUCAAUUUAAUAAAUGGUUUUUUUUCACUUUUUAUUAUUCAUUAUUCAUUAUUUAUCAUCGAUGAAUAAUUUCGUGCAAUUAAAAGGAUAAGAUUUGGAGAGAGUUAAAAUCAAUUAGAAAAUUUAAUUGGCAGAAACUAAAUCUAUAAAUUAACACAAU